This is a messenger RNA of Eruca vesicaria subsp. sativa (arugula), 276 nucleotides long. The record is from the annotation of a GenBank genome assembly. Lineage: Eukaryota; Viridiplantae; Streptophyta; Magnoliopsida; Brassicales; Brassicaceae.
AUGAUUAUCAUCCUCUUUUCCUCUAUGAUUUCUUCAGCUGCUACACAAGUUACAUGGUUCGGUGGAUUAGCAAACUCAUUCAAGAGAUCAUAUGCGCUUUUCGAAGACAACUUGGAGAUGAAGAACAUGAAGAAACACCAUAGAAAGCGAUCAAGAAAAUCAUUUGUUCGAGUAAACUCGGCCGUGUCGACUCGACUCAAUAAGUUGGGUCAAGAUCGGGGGAAUUGGUUUGUGGUGCCUCGAUGGAUGAAGGAAAUUAUGGUGAAGAAGAAAUAG